CCUGGAGGGCGGCAGACUCAGUUUCCUAGCGCUCCCAGCAGUCUGCACACAAGGCGCCGUCUGCCGUAGCCUUGGGGAGACUACAUUUCCCAGAAAGCUUUGCGUCGAGCGGCAGUACUUUGAUCCAAUGAAGAUCCAAGACAGGGGGCAUUUCCGUGUGGGCGUGCCUCUUAGGGCGGGACUUCUGGCGUCUUCGCAGCGGUCAUUUUGGGUGCCCUCCGGUCCGUUCUAUCCGUUAGCCUCCUUGGUGUGCCUCUUUGGGAUCGAAGUGACGGACCGUGAAGGCGCGAGAAUCGGGUCUGAGAGUCGGGGGCAGAGCCGCCUGCGAGGCCUGCCUGGGGAUAGCGGUGCUCGUGUUCCCCCCCGGUCGCCAGCAGCUCCCGGUCCAGCUCCGCCUACAGACUCGGAUGGCGACCGCACUGAGGGACCCGGCUCCGGUUGUUGGCAUGGAGUGGAGCAUGAGGAAACACCUACUGAACAGAGAAUUUCUGUAGAAGGAGUGCCACAGUUCAGGACUUCCAAAGAAGUUUCAUCUUCCCAGAAUGCCUACUCCUGUGAAAUAUGUGGCCUGGUCUUGAGAGAUAUUUUGCACUUGGCUGAACACCAGGGAACAAACUGUGGGCAGAAACUACACACAUAUGGAAAACAAUUCUACAUCAAUGCAAAUCUUCAACAGCACCAGAGGCAGCACAUUAAAGAGGCACCUUUCACAAGUUAUGUGGACACAGCCUCAUUUACAACGAGCUGCACAGUCCAUGUGUCGGAGAAGCCCUUCACCUGUAGGGAGAUCAGGAAAGACUUUCUGGCCAACAUGAGGUUUCUCCAUCAAGAGGCCGCUCAAACAGGGGAGAAGCCAAAUAACAGUAACAAGUGUGUGGUGGCCUUUUACAGUGGAAAAAGGCAUCGCAACUGGGGAAAAUGCAGUAAAGCCUUUAGCCACACAGACACACUUGUUCAGGACCAGAGAAUCCUCACUAGAGAAGGGCUUUUUGAGUGCAGCAAAUGUGGGAAAGCAUGUACGCGAAGAUGUAACCUCAUUCAGCACCAGAAAGUCCACAGUGAAGAAAGGCCUUAUGAAUGCAAUGAAUGUGGAAAAUUCUUUACCUACUACUCCAGUUUCAUUAUACAUCAGAGAGUUCAUACUGGAGAAAGGCCUUAUGUGUGCCCUGAAUGUGGGAAAUCCUUUAGUCAGAUCUACAGCCUCAAUAGCCAUAGGAAAGUUCACACUGGAGAAAGGCCUUAUGAAUGCAGCGAAUGUGGGAAAUCUUUUAGCCAAAGGUCCAACCUCAUGCAGCAUCGCAGAGUUCACACUGGAGAAAGGCCUUAUGAAUGCAGUGAAUGUGGGAAAUCUUUUAGCCAAAACUUCAGCCUCAUUUACCACCAGAGAGUUCACACUGGAGAAAGACCUCAUGAGUGCAAUGAAUGUGGAAAAUCCUUUAGCCGAAGCUCCAGCCUCAUUCACCACCGGAGACUUCACACUGGAGAAAGACCCUAUGAGUGCAGUAAAUGUGGGAAAUCAUUUAAGCAAAGCUCCAGCUUCAGUUCACACCGGAAAGUCCACACAGGGGAAAGGCCUUACGUGUGUGGGGAAUGUGGGAAGUCCUUUAGCCAUAGUUCCAACCUUAAGAACCACCAGAGAGUUCACACUGGAGAAAGGCCUGUUGAGUGCAGUGAAUGUAGCAAAUCCUUUAGCUGUAAAUCUAACCUCAUUAAACACCUGAGAGUUCACACUGGAGAAAGGCCUUAUGAGUGCAGUGAAUGUGGGAAAUCCUUUAGCCAAAGUUCUAGCCUCAUUCAGCACCGGAGAGUUCAUACUGGAAAAAGGCCUUAUCAGUGCAGUGAAUGUGGGAAAUCCUUUGGCUGCAAAUCUGUCCUCAUUCAACACCAGAGAGUUCACACUGGAGAAAAGCCUUAACUGUACUGGGAACGUGCAAUUUCCUUUUAGUGUAAUUAUACUGAAGGAGUACACCUGUGAGAGAGAUAAAGUACCUGAACUGGAAGCCCUAACAUCUUAAGGAUAUACAGUAGGCAGAUUCCCCUUAAGUUCCAGGUAUGUGUUACACUUUCUAACCUGCCAUUUAGAAAGUGUUAGACUUUCUCACCUGCCAUAUAUGGCUCUUGCCAUUUAUGUCACUGACAGUUUCUGAGGCAGAGGCCGUAUCACGUCUACCACCUGUGAGGUCCAUAUAAUGUGCAUCAUUUACCUCCUGAACCUGCUGAAGGAAGCAGACCUCCGUUUCUCCCCAUUUGCUAGAAGAAAUCAUGAAUAGUCUGAGUCUUCCUCUCUGACAAGUUAGGGCAUGGACUUGACCCAGCUUUGUGCCAGAGAACCCAAUAUGAGUGUUGUUGGCAGCUUGCCAAGAAGGACUUUUUUUUUUUUUCCCCCCCCAAGACAUGUUGGUUUCGUGUGACACCUCCAUGGACUUUUUCCAGCCUCUAAGUCACCAACUUUGGAACUGCUUGCCUCACAUUGCUUUGUUUUUUACAAUAAUAAAGGCAUUAUUAUUUAAGCUA
Messenger RNA from Piliocolobus tephrosceles (Ugandan red Colobus), 2514 nucleotides. RefSeq names its product zinc finger protein 211 (gene ZNF211). Gene Ontology annotation, molecular function: RNA polymerase II cis-regulatory region sequence-specific DNA binding; DNA-binding transcription factor activity, RNA polymerase II-specific. The record is from RefSeq and is a predicted model, not a curated record. Gene Ontology annotation, biological process: regulation of transcription by RNA polymerase II. Bases 128 to 1915 code for a protein of 595 amino acids. NCBI's taxonomy places the organism in Eukaryota, Metazoa, Chordata, Mammalia, Primates, Cercopithecidae. The transcript has 2 exons.